This is a messenger RNA of Bicyclus anynana (squinting bush brown), 10604 nucleotides long. RefSeq names its product H(+)/Cl(-) exchange transporter 5 (gene ClC-c). Lineage: Eukaryota; Metazoa; Arthropoda; Insecta; Lepidoptera; Nymphalidae. Gene Ontology annotation, molecular function: voltage-gated chloride channel activity. Gene Ontology annotation, cellular component: synaptic vesicle; early endosome; Golgi apparatus. The record is from RefSeq and is a predicted model, not a curated record. Gene Ontology annotation, biological process: transmembrane transport; chloride transport. The coding region runs from base 213 to 2666 and encodes 817 amino acids. The transcript has 17 exons.
CAAAUUGAAGUAAUGUAAAUGGUGGCGAUUGAAGCAGUUUUAUUUUAUUUUGGAAUUUGAAUCAAACCUUAUCAUACCUCUCUGUGAAUCAAACCAUUUGGCGUGUAAUGGGUUUGGUUCCUAGUGUAUAUCAUAUUGCAUAGAAUAUUUCUAUAUAAGUGGCGUUGCAUGAUUUGGUUCGCCAAAUGUCUACAAAGAACUAGAAUAGUAGAAUGGAGCGUUUUCCUCUGAAGUCCUCUGUAUCUAAAGCUGGUACAACAUAUCAAUCAGUCUACAAAAAGGGUACGAGCGCAGGCAACGGGCGCGGUGGGGUCACGCCGGAGGACGACAUGGUAGAGAUCGCGCCGGGCGACGCCACGCCCACCAGCCACGGCACCUUCCAGCUGUACGAGCACAGCGGCAGGAACAACAGCAACGCCAGCGCCAACUGGGACGCCGUUAUAUUUUCCGGAAUGCAAGGUGAUGCAGAUGACAUCCCUGGUAUUGGGCAGUAUGAUGACUUCCACACUAUAGACUGGCAGCGCGACAUCGCCCGGGAUCGCAUGCGACACCGGUACAUCGUAAAGAAACGACAGGACUCCAUAUGGGACCUCAUCAAGGGAGCCCACGACGCGUGGUCGGGCUGGGUGUGCGUGCUACUGGUAGGCGUGUGCACCGGCGUGGUGGCCGGCGUCAUCGACAUCGGCGCCUCGUGGAUGACAGACCUGAAGUUCGGCAUCUGCCCGCAGGCUUUCUGGUUCAACCGCGAGCAGUGCUGCUGGUCUAACGAUGAGAUCACCUUUGACCACACCAACUGCUCCCAGUGGUUGACGUGGCCGCAAGUGUUCGGCGAGUCGCGCGACGGCGCGGGCGCGUACAUCGUCAGCUACCUGUUCUACAUUGUGUGGGCGCUACUGUUCGCCGCUCUGUCCGCGUCGCUGGUGCGCAUGUUCGCGCCCUACGCUUGCGGAUCAGGUAUACCGGAGAUCAAGACGAUUCUGAGCGGUUUCAUUAUCCGUGGCUAUUUGGGCAAGUGGACUCUGAUCAUCAAGGUCGUGGGGCUCAUCUUGUCGGUGUCCUCGGGGCUAUCUCUUGGGAAAGAAGGUCCCAUGGUCCACAUAGCCAGUUGCUUAGGCAACAUCCUAUCGUACUUGUUCCCCAAGUACGGCCGCAACGAGGCAAAGAAGAGAGAGAUCCUGUCGGCCGCAGCGGCCGCCGGCGUCUCUGUUGCAUUCGGCGCUCCCAUCGGCGGAGUGCUCUUUAGUCUUGAGGAGGUCUCGUACUACUUCCCGCUGAAGACUCUGUGGCGGUCUUUCUUCUGCGCGCUGAUAGCUGCAUUCAUCCUGCGCUCCAUCAACCCGUUCGGCAACGAGCACUCGGUGCUGUUCUUUGUAGAGUACAACAAGCCAUGGAUCUUCUUCGAGCUGAUCCCAUUCAUAGGGCUGGGGAUAAUCGGGGGCGUGAUCGCGACGAUCUUCAUCAAGGCCAACAUCUACUGGUGCCGGUACCGCAAGUACUCCAAGCUGGGCCAGUACCCGGUCACCGAGGUGCUGGUGGUGACGCUGAUCACGGCCGUCAUCGCGUACCCCAACCCCUACACGCGCAUGAACACCAGCCAGCUCAUCUACCUGCUGUUCAACCAGUGCGGGAUAUCCAACUCCGACCCCCUGUGCCGUUACAACCGCAACUUCACGGGCGUGAACACUGCCAUCGAGCGGGCGGCCGCCACCAGCGAGGUGUACAACGCCAUGGGCCUGCUGUUCCUGGCGCUGCUGCUGAAGCUGGUCAUGACGGUGUUCACCUUCGGCAUCAAGGUGCCCUGCGGCCUCUUCAUCCCGAGUUUGGCCUUGGGCGCGAUCGCUGGCCGGAUCGUGGGGAUCGGGAUGGAGCAGUUGGCGUACACUUACCAGAACAUCUGGAUUUUUUCGGGCGAGUGUUCCACCGGGGACGACUGCAUCACGCCGGGCCUUUACGCUAUGGUGGGCGCGGCCGCCGUGCUGGGUGGCGUGACGCGGAUGACGGUGUCGCUGGUGGUGAUAAUGUUCGAGCUGACGGGCGGCGUGCGGUACAUCGUGCCGCUGAUGGCGGCCGCCAUGGCUUCCAAGUGGGUGGGCGACGCGCUGGGCCGGCAGGGCAUCUACGACGCGCACAUCGCGCUCAACGGGUACCCCUUCCUCGACAGCAAGGAUGAGUUCCAGCACACGUCGCUCGCGGCCGACGUCAUGCAGCCCAAGCGCAACGAGAGCCUGGCAGUCAUCACGCAGGACUCGAUGACGGUGGACGACGUGGAGACGCUGCUGAAGGAAACGGAACACAACGGGUACCCGGUGGUGGUCUCCAAAGAGUCCCAGUACCUCGUCGGCUUCGUGCUGCGUAGGGAUCUCAACUUGGCAAUAGCGAACGCUCGGCGCACCCUGGACGGCAUCACGGGGCAGACGGUGGUGGUGUUCGCGGGGCCGGCCACCCCGGGCACGCUGCCGCUCAACCGCAUCCUCGACAUGGCGCCCAUCACCGUCACCGACCAGACGCCCAUGGAGACCGUCGUCGACAUGUUCCGCAAGCUCGGCCUGCGCCAGACGCUCGUCACGCACAACGGGCGCCUACUCGGAGUUAUAACGAAGAAGGACGUCUUGAGGCAUGUGAAGCAGAUGGAUAACGAAGAUCCAAAUUCCGUGUUAUUUAACUAACUGGUGAAUGUUCCGGUUAGCGAUAACGUAGCAUUAGUUUUAGGCAAGUCGGGCUCGGAGCCCUUUGUGUUUGUAUUAUUCAGUGGAAAGGUAAUAUUUUAAAUUGCCAAAACAGAAAACAGAAAUCAGAAAUAAACUGUUACAUUGUUAUUAUUAUAAUGUCACAACAAAAAGAGUCGAAGUAAUAAAUUAAUUCAACAUAAAUAAAUUUUGUGAUUGUAUUAUAUUCAAAAGUAUGUUAAAUUUUUACCACUUUUAUCCCACUUUUUAACACUUUUAUUUUGAUGUUAUUUUUUUUAAGGUUUUUGAUGAAAUUAUAACUGGACUGCUACGGUAGACCUAAAAUGCGUGCCGACAAAUCUAAAGACGAGACAAAGACGAACGUGGAGCAAUAGCUCCUGUGUGUGUGUGUGUGUGUAGGCCUACUGGAGUAGAAACACAGUUGUAUGACUUUUGUUGUGAGUGAUCAAAAUUUUUUUAAGAAUCAGAACUAUUUAUAGUAUAUUUUAGAAUAAAAAAUAUGUGUAUAAUAAUCAAAUUAAUUUUACAUUUAUUUAUUUAAUUUAAUUUACAAUUCAUUUUACAAUCAAUUUACUGCAUAAUUUUACAAUUAAUUAUUUUAAUUUAUCUUGUCAUUAAAUGAUACUUUAAACUUCCUUAGCAUAUUUUCUAGGUUAAAAAGCAAUAAUAAUUGCUUUUCCACUGAAUAUUGAGGAAGAUAAUUUUAUAAAAUGACAUAAUCUAUUUGUUGUAUUACAUAUUUGUAUAUUGUGUUUGUAGCAACUAAACGUAAACGUAACGAAUGAGACAUAUGUAAAAUGACCAUCACUUUUAAUUUAUAAUGUACUAACAUUUAUAAUUUAACCAAUAUAUUUUAGAGUGCAUUGUUCAUAUAUAUUUUAAUGUUGUCCAUCGAUUAUCAAGUCCUAAUGUUAUAUAUAGGAAAUCAGGUGUAAACAUUUGUAAGUAUUUAUCAUAGUCGUGUAAGCUUAUAAUAUUUUAAUAAUCGUAUUAUAUUUUAAGCUGUAAUUAUUAUUUUUAAUGAAUUAAUUUAAAUAAUGAAUUUCAGUUUUAAUAAUGAUUUAUUUAAAUAUUGAUUUUUUUGCAUUAAUAAAUUAAUAAUGCCAGUUUUAUUACUUGAUAUAGAUAUACUGUUUUCGGAACACAGUUUGUCUUCGAAUGUAGUGGUAAGUAAGCCUUACGACAACACAUCUCGUGAAGGUAUUAUCUCUCAUCCUACCAGACCUGAUCUUAACAGAUGAGAAACCUAUUGACUCAUAAAAAACUUCAACCCUUAUUUAAACUUAUAGGGAUGAAUUUCCAAAGUUUUGCCUUAUAUUUAACCUUUUAUUUUCGAAGUUUUUUUUAUGUAGACCAUUUUUCACAAAUAUAACUUGAAAAAUGGAUGAUUUUUAUUUUUAGAUAAACUUAGACGUUAAUGGUUCAAUAUUAAAAGUUCUUGAAUGACAUUACAUUUCCUAUUUUUUUCCCGUUUUAUGUAAAAAAAAUUAUAACUAUAAAUUUAAAAAUGUAGGUCUUUCCAUACAUACUUUCAACCCCUAUUCCUUCCCUUCUUUUAUAUUUUUGAGAAAAGUGUUCUGCUCCAAGGUCCCAUUUAUCAUAAUACCAAAAUUCUUCUUGAUCAGUUAGCCAGUUAACCGUGAAAAUGUAACAGACAGACAGUCUUCCUUUGGCAUUUAUAAUAUUAGUACGGAUUAUGCUUUAUUGUUGAUAUCCUGUAUAACUAAAUAAUUCAACAAUGCAAUCAUAUGCGUGUUUGUUAUGCUGACGUUCCUUUAGUACCACACAAACGCGUGUGUGUAAGCUAAUCGUUCUGUCUUACAAGCUUACAACUACAUCUGGAACCAAAACGAGUUCGGGAAAUAGAAUAUCUGAAUAUUGUUAUAUGCAUCUUACACAAUCUUUUUCAUAUUGGUAAUAUUUUUUAAUAACUUUAACUACGCUUUUAAUUUGUUUUUAACAAUCUGUGUUACGUAGAACACCAGACUAUUUUACUAUUACUGAUGAGUUAUGAGGUGCCUUCAAACUUGUGAUGUGUCUUGAUGUCUGAAGAAACACUAUGCUAUAAUAUACACUGGGCUAUAAUCCAAAAGCCAAAACCAUUGAUAAAAUAAAAACCCGAACGUCACUUUUUCACUAAUAUUGAAUUUCCCAUACACUUUUUUUAAGCACUUUGAUUUAAUUAAAUAUGAAUAUUUUGAGUAUGAAUUCAAAGAAAAAUAUCUGGCCUUAACUCGAAUCACAUGUACGAGUAUUUGUAAAUUUAAUAUAAUACGUUACUUUAAUAUGACUAAGGCGGAAUCUAUUUAGUUUAUGUUAUAUAGUCGAAGAGUGAUCCAAGUCAACAAAAUUAUACUUUGUAACUAGAUAAGUCGGUCAUUAUUAACCAACUUCAAAAAAAAGAGGAGGUCUCAAUUCGACGCGUAUGUAUUUUUUUUUAUAGUUGUGUUAUACUCGUAUGGUUGCACUCACUUAGUACCAGGUUCCCUAGGAAUGUGACGAUAGAAGUAGCCAAUAAUAUGCCCCAGUCAUCCUAUCUACUUCAUUUUGAAACACAGUCAGAAAAAAAAUAUUUUUGUUGGAUUUUGUUUAGUUAUCUAUCAGUUAGAUAAGGUUUUAUGUUACGAAAAUAUUUUUAUGUAAAUAUGAGUGUACAGAUAAAAUUCGUUUUUAUACGGUUUCAACUUUUUUAAAUGCCUUAAUGUGCAUAUAAAUAUAUUCACUAUAACUAUGAUAAUGAGUUGCAUAUGAUAUUUCAACUAAACUUUUUUUUUAUAUUUUGUAAUGGUUGCACAUGGGUCUGAUUAAAUACGGUACUAGGUUUGAACUAUUUUCCACACCAAACCUUUGAAUAUAGCUUUAUUAGCAAAUGUGUGUCACUAUAUUUUCAUUAUAUACCUAUUGAUAUUUAUUUUGAAAGUAGUCAUAGUGAAGUACUGGUAGUUAUGAGACACAAAUAUAUUAUUCUGAGUUAAUUUUAAUAUCUAUCGGCAGCUUUCCGAGAGGCAAUACAUUUGCAUAAUGCGUAUUUUACCUAGAUAAUUAUUAAUGUAGAAUAAUUUAUUUAGUACAAUCUUUACUUUUUUUCAAUUCUAUUUUUACAAUGAAUAUGCUAUAUAAUUAAUUUCGGCAUAUUAUAAGCGAUCUUUCAUGCAUUAUCGAUUUUGCAAUAAAAAUUCUAAACAAUGUGUUUGUUGAAUGUAUUUAUUUUUCAUGAAUAGAUAAAAUAGCUUGUUGAAUGUUGAUGUAUAUUACGGAAACUGAUUGGCUGAGGUGUUGUGUGUUCUAUGUUUUUAUUAUUAUUUAUUUCAUAUCCUGCCUUGUACCGCACACACCACUUGUUAGCAUCAUAUUUGAUAACACAUAUUCAAUAAUACUGCGGUGUUCAUUAAGUACUGAGAAUGACUAAGAUGCAGUUAUCUUUUAUUAAAUGCUAUGUUGUCACCUUUUAAGAGUUUACACUUGGCAUCUUUUUUUUUAUUACAUGAAAAUUUUCGAAAAAAGUCUUCGUCUUGAUCCCUUGAAAAAUAGUGUACAGCAACGAUCUCUGCGUCAUCAUUAUCAUCAAAUUUCUAACCUCUCAGGUGCUCUUUUAGCCGCAGAUAUAGAUAAAAAACACUAGGAGCGAGGUUCGGUGAAUACGGAGGGUGCUCUAUCUAUUCAAAGCCAGCAUCUUCAAUGGCAGAAAUCGCAACUUUGGACUUGUGCGCAGCGUCGUUAUCUUGGUGAAACAAAAGAACUUUUGCUAGUUUUCCACGCCGUUUUUCGCGUAUUUUAUCACGCAUUUUUUCAUUUGUUCUGCAUAUAAAGACCCCGUAAUAGUGGGUUCAUGUCAGUAUUCGAUCAUUACUACCUCUUGGCUAUCCCAGAAAAGAGCGCCCAUAAUUUUUAUUAUGGGCGCUCUUUUCUGGGAUGAGCCCAUAAUUGGAAUUGCCUUAAAUUUGUUAGGAGUUGGAGAUGACGGUCUCUUGCAUGGACUGUUGUUUCGUUUCAGGUUUCAUCCAUAUUUAUGAAACGAGCCAAAAAGUGAUCAGGAUCUUGCAACAUACCUAAAUUGCUUUGUGAAAUUUUUAGUCUGGUUUGUUUCUGCUCGUCCGUAAGUACUCGCAUUCUAGGCACCCCGCGCGUUGACACACAGCCCAAAUGGUCUUAUAUUAUGGAUACUCCCUAUCGAAAUUUUUACUUCAACAGCCAUAAAACAAACUGUAACACGAAGAACGAAUAAAUUAUUAACUUUUUUAACCAUUCGUUCUAUUAUUGUAGUCGUAGGGUCCCGAGCGUGGGUCGUCACUGGUGGAAGUUCUUCCUUGCUUGAACUCAGCACACCAACGUGCAAUAUAAUAUUAUAAAGCUGAAGAGUUUGUUUCUUUGAUUGAACGCGCUAAUCUCAAGAAGAAGACAAAAAAAAAUCUUUUAGUGUUAGAUAGCCCAUUUAUCGAGGAAGGCUAUAGGCUAUAUAAUAUCCCAAUAUUCCUACAGGAACGAGAACCACGCGGGUGAAACCGCGCGGCGUCAGCUAGUUGUAGAAUAAGGAGGCCUUUACAUCUAAUGUUUCCGUACUGAAAAUUUUCAUGCACAGUUAUUUAAUUACCCUACGAACUUUCUUUCUUGUUUUCUUCUGAGUGACUAUAUUCGAAAAAAAAUCGAAGACUUUGUUUUAUAGUGCACAUAUCUGUAUAUGUGAACUAUAUUUACCAAUAUUUACAUUUUUUCUUACCAAGAAAUAUAUAUCAGGAACUAUUGGUUCUAAUCGAACCAGUAGUUCCUGAGUUUAGCGCGUUUAAUCAAACAAACAAACAAACUCUUCAGCUUUAAGAUAUUAGUAUAGAUUCUCAUUAUUUAUUGAACACCCCACGUAUACGAGUACAUCAAGUGCAUAUCACAGUUCUACCAUAUUGGUCCAGUGGUUGUGUGGCUACGGAUCACGAGAUCCUGGGUUAGAGUCAUUUGAUAUGAAGUAACUCGUUUCUUUGUUCUAAGUAAUUUUCAGUAUAAUUGCUCAUGGUGGGGAAAGCACGAAGCCAAGCCGGAUAGAACGUUAAGCCGUUACGUUAUGGGGGCGCCUAGUCUGCUAUAGCUUGGCCAAUUUGUUGAUGACACUCCCAUGAUAUGCGGGCGACGGGGCGGGAAGGACUGCGCGGGUGUGAAGUUGUGCGCGCGGGGCAUAGGGAAGGAAUGCGCGGGUAUGAAGUCGAACGCGCGGGGGAAUCGCUACCCCCUCCCGUCCCGGUAUAUUUUUUUGGUCAGGCUAUCCAAAAAGUGUCAAAGGGGGCUUCUCUUCAAGGGGUCCUCGUGAGUGAAGUAAGUAUGUGUGUGGCGAGAGAGUUCUUUUAUUAUAAAACACAUUACUAUAUUAAUGAAUAUGUCGGACUAUUAUGUUUUGCUAACAUUGUUUUGUCGUUGUUUGUUAAAAUUGUAGACAAGCGAGCUGUUAUAUCAAUACACAAUAAAUAUAGGCUUAUUAAUACACGUUCUUAUGUUGAGUCGUUUACUUGAUACAAGCAAUUUUAUACGCCUUUAAAAAUAUUGUUAUAGUAAACUUUAUUUACUGUUUAAAUAUAAAUAUGGAGUAAGCAUACAAUGCACACUGUACCCAGCCAAACCAAGUGGGUGUGGCGGGUAAACAGAUGACAUAACAAAUAUAUCGGCUGACGUUUAUUGAUACCUUGCAUGUAUAAUUUUAUGAAAUCGCUAUAUAUUAUUAUAACUAAUCGUUGAUCUUCCCUCGGUGUGAUUUUAUAAUUUUAAUUUCAUCUUCCAGUUUAUUAAUGUUUGUAAUUUUGUAAUGUACAUAUUUCGGAAUAGCAUAAUAUUGAAACCUGCAAUAUGUUCACUAAAGAAGCUCUAUACUUAGCAUGUAGAUAUACAAACAAACGUAGUGUUAUCGAUGUGUCUAAAGUUAACGUCAUCUCAAUAGAAAUAAAAAUAGUAAUUUUUGCACGUUGUUGUGCGUAAACUAGGAUCAAAAGCAUUUUUUUACCAAUUUAUUAACGCGGAAAGUAGUUUCUCUUCAUUUAUAUAUUUUUUAGAUUAAAAAGCAGCUCAGUGUAAUAAAGUUUUCUUAGAGUAUAAAAAAAGUAUUUAAGUAAACCGAUAUUCAUAUUGAAUUCCUUAAAAUAAUAUUUUUCAUAUUUUAAACAAACUAAUGUAAUGAAACAGAAUAUACGAGCAGGGUGAGCGGCAGCUUAGCAAAAUGUGCAAUCACUCAUGUGAUUUAUCCUUCCCAUAAACAGUUUUACGAUUUACUUGUACAAGUUUUAACUAUACAGAUAUUUUGAACGUAUUAUAGUCGUGUUAAUGAUCGAGUUUUGCUUAUUAACGAAAAUAUCCAAUAACCUGCACGUUAGUCUGUGGUUGCUCGCACGUUGCCGCUAGAGAUAUAUUUUUUUUUACCAUGAAAUACCUCUUCAUCUUCUGAGCUCCUGUGUCACUCGAAUUUUACCUUUUAAUUUACUUAAAUUCGAACAAAUUACUUUAACAGGUACAAAAUUAAUUCAAAUAAUAUCCUCAAAAUAUGUUCGGGGUAGGUUUAGGGUCUAAAAGUUACAGCGUGCAAUUUAAAAGUUUUUGCCAUAGCUACUUCUAACACAGACUUUAUAAUUGGAUAGGUCUUCGUGUUUUUAAAAGCUUCAAUGGAUUUCAAAAACGAUAUUUGUAGCAACGUGCGAUCAAUUUAUAGUACCGCAGCUGAGCUGUAUGCAAGGCAUCUACCGCAAACUAUGGACUGAACCAGUGUUUAGAGAUGUAAAUAUACUUAGCGAUUAUUAUUAUCAUAAGACAGCUUGUUUUAACUGUACCAGCAUGAAAAAGUCUUUUUGUGAAAACAAUUGAGCUGUCCUGAAUGAAUAAUUUUUAUAGUCAUCGACUCGUGAUUUUAUAUCAUUAUAUCGCAAGAGAAAAGAAGUUUUUAAAAUUAAACCUAAAACGAUUAAAAAAUGUUUCAUAUAUUGAUUUUCAAUGUCCAUGUAUAUGAGCGCUAUCACCUGCACAUACAAUCAAAAUAUGGAACGUAAUUAAUUGAGGCAAUUCAGUUUUUGCAUACACAUUUUUGAAUUGAUUGAAAUUUCACUGUAAAAAUCGCGUAGAUGUUCAUUUCCCUCACACUAUAAGGACACGGUACUCCCAACCUUUCAUAUUUAAAAAAAACGGCGAGUCGGACUCGCCCACCGAGGGAUCCGUACGUAUUUAGUUUUAAAAUGUAAUAGUAGUUUUGAGAUUUUUGUCAAAUUUUAUAGUUGUAGGUCAACGGAAAGUACCCUAUGGGUUUUGAUUCCUCUGAGUGUCGAAAUAUGCGUUGUUUUGCUAAAUAAACAUUCGUAUCUUUUAAUUUACGUAAACUUAGAAGAUUCCCAAAAUAAAGGGUCUUGACAGACAGACGGAUAACAAUGUGAUCAUUAUAGGUUCCGUUUUUCCUUUUGCGAUACGGAAUCGUAUAAAUGAAAAAUGAUUUUUCGCCUUAAACACAACUAAUGAUGUGCUUCUCGAUUUCUUGAAUAUUCUGUUUUCCAAAACGUUGCUAGAUAAACAGUAGCUAACUGAAGUCAAAUUUAAAAUUUACUACUACUAAUUACUAAAAUGCCAUUAAUAAAUGAAUAUAGCCAUUAUUAUUUUCACUACUUUUACCAACGAACAUACCUGACGUAUCAAAAGUGCCUAACCAAAUGUAGACUAAGCCCAAAUCCUUGAAAUAAAUAAAAUUAAAAUUCAGAGACACCGUCCUUAUGGUGGGAGUGCAAUGAACGGCACAUUUUUGUAGUCGAUAUAAGUAUAUAUAAAUGUAACGACCGAGUGCUACAUCUCUUAUGAUAUUUUAAUGCUGUAGCCCUCGAGGAGGCCGAAGGCUCACGACUUCUGGCGUAUGAUAUUGUAAGAUCUUACUAUUCGAUAUUCGUACAUAUUAAAUGGAAAUCUUUCAAA